CUGAAGGCUUCCCUCUCCCAAACCCUAGACGCAUACUACCCGCUCGCGGGACGUUACAAGGACGCCGCCCUCACCGUCGAGUGCAACGACGAGGGUGUCGACUUCGGCGUGGAAGCCUGCGUCGUCGGAGGAGGAGACAUGUCGGACGCUCUUCGGGAGCCCGACGGGGACAGGCUGCUGGCCUUGCUCCCUUGUCGGCCUCGUGAGAGGCAUGUUGACUCGGAGGGCAAGCUCGUCCUUUUAGCCGUCCAGCUCAAUUUUUUCGGGUGCGGGGGUGUAGCCAUCGGCAUCUCCAUGUGGCAUGGCGUGGCGGAUGCUUGCACCCUGGCUUGCUUCCUUCGAGCCUGGGCCACAAUAAACCUCGGGUGCGGUAGUCUAGUGGGAUCAGUGGUCCUGGACUGCACUUCUAUUUUCCCGCCCACCAGGAUUGAUGAUGCAACCCCGGCAAUCGAAAGCCCUAGCAAUAGUACACCACACACGAAAAUCAAGAGGUUUGUGUUUCAAAGCUUUCAGAUUGCGGCUCUGAGAAGUGGGAUUCAGAGCUACUGGCAGCAGCAACAACGGCCGACUAGGGUACAAGCGGUAUCUGCACUCAUUUGGUCGGCAGUGAUAAAGAUCGCCAUGGACAAGAAGAAAUUACCGCCGACAACUAUUAGCCAUGGAGAUGAAGAAGAACUAAUUCACCGCUAUCAUGUAGGAAUGAUGGUAGUAAAUUUACGGCCGAGGAUGGACCCGCCUUUGCCAGAGCAAGUGAUGGGGAAUCUGGUCCACGUGCCAGUUUUCGCCAAGUGGCCGAUGAGUUAUCAUCACGAAGAGGUUGAAGAAACAACGGAAGCAGCGAACGAGCUGCGGGCUCAGCUGGCUGAGAAGCUGAGGGAGUCGGUUGGGAUGGUGAGGGACGAGGAGGUGAGGAAGAUAUUCGGCUCUACUGGAGGGUAUUCGGAUCUGUUCAAACUUUUUGUGGAGGAGCAUGGGAAGGGGAAUCUGGUGGCAUUCAGCAGCUGGUGCAGGUUCCCGUUCUACGAGACGGAUUUCGGGUGGGGGAGGCCGACAUGGGUGGGUUAUUUCAACAUGAUGGAUAACCUUGUGCUGCUCAUUGAUGGUAAGGAUGGGGAAGGUAUUGAAGCAUGGGUGAGUUUGAGUGAUGAAGACAUGUACAAAUUUCAGGACAAUCAUGGGAUUCUCCAAUACGCUGAUUUCAAAUCUUGA
Messenger RNA from Linum tenue, 1209 nucleotides. Lineage: Eukaryota; Viridiplantae; Streptophyta; Magnoliopsida; Malpighiales; Linaceae. The record is from the annotation of a GenBank genome assembly.